AUGCCAAGUCCAGGCGCAGGCGGCUUGGAAGUCAAGGACACCGCCAUCAAGCUGGGAGGAGAGCCUUCUAUCUCUUCCGAGGUCAGGGACACUACGGUGGUGUCAACUACGGCACAUCCCCGUAAUAUCCCGGCUACGGUGGAGGUCAAGGGACACUACCGUGGUGUCAACUACGGCGCAUCCCCGUACUACCCCAUGCUUGUGUCUUUGUUGUCAAGCCCCGAGAUAUCGGGACACCAGUUCGAAAGACUGGAAGCCAGUCAACACGCUCUGAAUGGGCUUACAUCCAAUGGAGCAGACAUCAAUGCGAAGGGUCCCGCUUCCGAUGUGGCAACGAUGUUUAUGGGUUUCGUCAAGGGAGCCUGGGAGUUGCUCGCCCUCAAAGGAGGACCUGAGAAGUAUGCAGACCCUCCUACCUUGUACAUGAUUGCAUUCCUCAAAGAGGUGGAUACAUCAAAGAGGACUAGUCUUCUUGAUACCAAGUACCCGUUGUUAACACAUGGAGUUUUCCACAUUUCAGAGACAACUACGAAUGCUAUGGAACUCAAGACAACCAGGGCAGUCAGAGCAACCAGAACCAGAACCAGGGCCGCCAAAGUCGCCAUGGCGGCAGCGACGGCAGUCCUGAAAGCCAACGCCACGUCCACCCUAGUCGCCGAGAUCGAUUCUAGGCUCUGGAACAACGGACAUUGCCGAGUUGGCAUCCUCAACGAACACCCCAGGGGCAAGCUCGCCGGCCUUCUGCCUGACGAAGCCGUUACCGCGGUCGUUGCGCACUACCGCAACAACCCGCACUGGCGAGUGAUCGCAUACGACAUCAAGAAGGUCAACAAGCCCCCCGUCGAUGCUGCCGAGCAAUAUCUGAAGAGAUAUGAGAUUGACCGUCGUUCAAUCUACAUUGGCGGUCUGCCAUCUGAUGUCACGAACCUCGAUGAGAUCAUCGAGGCCGCCGCCAGACAGUAUAGGAGAGAUCAGGGGUCUGCAGAGGUGUUGGAAGCUAUUAUUCAAGCUACUCAUACCAGUGACGGGGAUAUUGGGAGCGAGACGGAAUGGGUGCAAAGCGUCAUAGCACACGGCGUCCACCAUCAGAUCCAGACCAAGACGGCAGAAUUCGGUGGGAUUGACGGGUUGUUAAAACUCGAGGACGGCUUCGAAAAUGCUCGAAUGGAACUGGUGGAGAGGCGCCUCUGA
Molecule: messenger RNA, 1191 nt
Organism: Anthostomella pinea
Lineage: Eukaryota; Fungi; Ascomycota; Sordariomycetes; Xylariales; Xylariaceae
Source: the annotation of a GenBank genome assembly